AUGAACGGCUCCCCAAAUAAGCAGCCUCAAGCACCCCGUGAGAUCAAGAUCAAGUGGCCUAAGCUUGAUGCUACAGUUACUGUGAAGAUUAACGACUCAAAUCCAACAUUGGUUAAGCUUCUCGGAACCGUAUUGCCGUAUCAUUCUCUUCAGACGCAUGCUGUUGUCGCUGGGGAUCAGCUAUACCACCUUGUUCCGCUGGAGCAGUUGAUUUACACACCCGCCGACAAGAAGGCCCCUGAUCGGGCCAAGGAGCCUGAUGGUUCAGUGUUUCUUUCGUCAUUCCAGCACCUAGUCAUAAAAUAUGGUGAGGUCACUGAGCAUCAAGCUGUAGCCACGUGUGGAAGGGUUAUCGAUGAAGAUCUCCAGACGCUGCGCUGGGUUGCCGACGAGGUUUGGAAAAGUCAAUGCGAAGCGAAACAGCCUAUUGAAGUGGUCGUUUGGGAUGCUUCAAAGUCCGAACCUGAUCCUAAACAGAUCUCGCUAUUUAAGUUCCAGAGAACUGGGGUAAGCCAAGAAGUGAGGAGUUUCGUGGACGAGAUUCAUAAGGAGACGGAGAAGUCCUGGUCGAGCAUUUCUGAGGAAAUCGAAAAGCUCCAUCAUGGCGAAGCCCCAGAAAAGCCCGGAUCGAAGAAUUCCUACUUCGGUGCUAUGAUCUUCUCGAGCAGCGUUGUUCGAACUCUGGGCUACCACGUCUUCGACAAUAUUCUUAAACUCGCUGCCACGCGUCCUGAGUUUACUCUUCAACAUCUGAUAAUACUCUUUCGAGAGCUUACCCCGUCAAUCUCCGAGUUCAUUGGUCAUCUGGGCGUGGAGUUCCUCCGUGAUAGCUAUGGCAAAGCUGAUAAACUUAUCAAGGAAAAGAUUGAGAGCAAUCCCAAUCAGGAAGAAGCUCGCGAAGACUUCCUUGCAAUUGUGAGUGCAUUGGGAUUCUAUGUCAAUCUUCUCAAUGCCCAGAAUCUCCACAUGUUCCCAUGGAAGCAUACACGUGAAUAUCCAAUCCGGUAG
Molecule: messenger RNA, 1008 nt
Organism: Aspergillus lentulus
Lineage: Eukaryota; Fungi; Ascomycota; Eurotiomycetes; Eurotiales; Aspergillaceae
Source: RefSeq, a predicted model, not a curated record